Molecule: messenger RNA, 7242 nt
Organism: Varanus komodoensis (Komodo dragon)
Lineage: Eukaryota; Metazoa; Chordata; Lepidosauria; Squamata; Varanidae
Gene: COL21A1
Product: collagen type XXI alpha 1 chain
Exons: 29
Coding region: 3419-6292 (957 amino acids)
Source: RefSeq, a predicted model, not a curated record
UGUGGCUACUUGGAUUUCCACUGUUCAUAACUUGGGAGUGUCUUUUGCUUUUUCUUUCAUGGGCGUUUGUGUUUUAGGGUGUUAGUCAAAGCAACUGAGAUGUUUUGUGUGAGCUGCAAAUAGUUGUGCUCUAGGGAUAUUUCAGUCUACUCCAGGAUUGGAGGAGUGCUGUUGCGUGUACGCUGUACAGGUGUUUGUGGAGGAUCUUUGCUUGUUAAUGUUGAAGUGUCUGUCAGAUUGAUUCAGCAUAAUGAGGUUCUUGAAAUGUGCAGCUACUUUGCAAAGCAUUGCCAUUUGCCUUCAGGUUUUGUCCAGGAUGAAAUGUUAAAUGAGAGUCUGUGCAUGUCCAGCUUGUGUUCGACAGACUACGUGCCCAAGGCAGUGGGUGAUCAGGCAAAAGAUCUUUAAUACUGAUGCUGUGGUCUUGAUGAGCCUUUUGUGGUUUGCUGUGAAAUGCAUGGAGACAUGGUUUUGACAUGCCUCUCACUUGGAUACAUGAUUUAGAAGGUAUACCAUAAUUAACAGUAUUGAAAGGCACUGAGACAUCCAGAAGAAUCAAGAGGGUUCUGCUCCCUACAUCCACUCCCUGAAGAAAAAAAUCAGUGAGGGUGACCUGGACUGUUUCUGUUCCAAAUCAGGUCUGAAACCUGAUUGUAAUUGAUCUAAAUAUGAAUAAUCAAUUUAUGCAAUAUAUUGAUACUAUGUUUUAAAUUGUUUGUGUUUUUCUAUUUUUUGGAUCCCCAUAUAUGAUAUUUAUUUUAUUUAUUUUUUUCGUCAUCUUUGUCUUCCUUAAUUUUAGUAGUUUUUACUUACUGAUUUUUAUUGUUGAUUGAUUUUAUUAUGAACUGUGUAUUAUAUCAUGUUGUAGAUGGUGUUGUACAUUAGGGAUUUUAAUGUGUUGCAAGCUGCCUGGAGUGCUUAUGGCUUAUUGGGCAGCAUAUGAAUAAAAAAAAAUGAAUAAAUGAAUGUCCAAGCCACUUGAUUAAUGAUGGGUAAGUAUUAUCUCUGCUUGGGUCAGUGAAUAUUCUUGAUGGCUUCUUGUUGUAAACACUUAAAAGUGCUUGCUCCCUGUCUCAUCUAAAUCCUCUCCAGUCCUUAGGUGCGUUGGAAGGGUUGUUGUGUUGAUUUUCUAGGCAGCUUUCUGAUACCGCUUUUGGUACAAGUGAAGUAAAAGCAAUCUGAGCAGUAGGGGUCAAUUGGAGCAUAUCUGUGCCUAUAUCAGCACCAGCAUUACAAACACCCACUUAAUUUAUAGGAAGAACUUUUACAAAGUUGGACAAUUAUGAAAUUCCAUUUAACUGUAAGAAAUGCAGCAUUCCUAGUGAAAAUCCUGGGUAAAGCCUUCUACUGAUUUGCUGUCAUAGGCUGAAUGUAAUUGAAAUAAAAACAUGCAGCUUUGUUACACAUCCCGCUUGGGAAAUGCUAAGGCUGCAUGUAGCCAGAUUGCUUAGAUCCUAUUAAAUCUGUAAGUGUAUGCAGGAUUGCAACUAGAGGUUCAGUUCAAAUAGAUCAAUACUGGCAUAAUAAACCAUGGUUAGGAAGCUGAAAUGAGAGGUGUGCUUCUCUCUUCUUUCAAGUACAGUUGCUGUUACACCCAAAUUAGGAAAUUAUGUUUUUCUCUUGGUUUACUAAUCAGGAUCAGAUUGCAAACUUGAGAUUAAAUCAAAGUUUCCUGGUUUCAUGGCAUGGGAAACUUUAAACAAUGUCUAAUAAACUCAUCAAAGCUGGUGCACAGAGCCAACAUGACUGAUAGCCAAGGAUGCUGGGAGUUGUAGUACAAAAGAAGUUGAAGGUACCAGUUGUGCCUUUGCAGAAAGUACAGUAGGAAUUAUUCAUACAAUACUUUUUAUUAAAGGUAUACUUCUUAUUUAAAAGCAGUUCCAUUUCAUGCAGCACAUUCCUGCUUCUUUAUUUAGGUAAAAUGAUCUCAAAUAUUAUAAGUAACGGGGGAUACUUUGAUGGACAUGGCAUUUUACAGGCAGUGCAAGCAAGCAAAGACAGGUCAUUGUCCUGGGGAUCUUACAUGUCAAACGCGGGAGGCACAGAAAGGAAAACAAAGAUAAUAGGAUAAACCCGUUGCAACGAUAUUGUAAUUACACAUGCUGCACCUUCUGCCAUUGUUUUCCAUCCAGGUUUCGGCAGACUGAUUCAGAUUCCUUGCCAAACCUGCAAAGAAACAUGGAAAUUUAGGCUUGGGUUCAGGCAGGGUAGCGGGAUUGGCAUUGGGGUGCACCUUCGGAAGGCCGCACCUCAGCUACCGAAAGCCCGAGCCCUCUGGAGAGAGUGAUUGGUAAGAAGAGAAGGAGUGAGAGCAGGAUGGUUCAGCAUCUGCUGCUGCUGCAUUUGUUCAGCAGCAAUGGGCAGCUCAUCGAGGGUCUCCUCCUGGAACGAGUCCCAAACUUGGAGAUGGCACUGAAUUAGCUUUUAGCUAAAAAAGCAAAAACUAAAUCAGUUUCUCAUUAGACCAUGAUCAUAAGCUCCAGUUCAGUCCCUCUGCAAAGUCAGCAUGAUGUCAUAUUCUGUUUGGAACCAGCUCAGCAAACGGUCUGAAAAUAAUGUUCUUAUUAACAAAGCCAGUUGUAAGUUGAAUUUAUGCAAGAAUUUUCUGCUCACAGUGCGUAUCCUGGUAUUUUACUAGCAUCCCAUUAUUAGAUCUGAAUGAAACUCAGUCUUUUGAAUGGGUCAAGAAAAUGUCUGGCUCUAAUAAUGGCUGUAAACCACUUAAUUCCUGUUCUGGUUGCUGAUUACCUGAGGGGUAGCUGAAGAGCUGAAACUGUUGAUUCCCUCGAAGGUUUCCAACAUGUAAAAAUCACAGUAGAGAAAUCUGUGUACAUGCUUCAGGUCACUUUUCGGAUAUUCUUAUGCUUCAGAGAUUCCUUUUGUAUCAUGCUAUUGAUACUCUACUAGUGUUGAAGCAUCUCUGUGCAUAGUUCAUACAAGCCAUGUGCUGCCUAUACACAGCUGCAUUUUGAUUCAUAGUUUCAUCCUGUUUGCAGUACUUACAUAGACUACUGAAACACUAAACACUAGCACUACCUUCAGUUCAUCUGUAGGAGGCACUAUCUAGCUUGGGGCAUUAUAUGACUCAGGUAUUGUGCGACUGUUUUCUGAGAGUCCAGAGAACACUUUGUCUGGGGUUGCAUAAGUUCUUGACCUCGGAAGCAGGUCAAAGCCAUGCCCCUGUUUCAUGUAGCUGGGCCAUAAGAUCUCUGUACACCCCAGAGAUGGUCAGAGAAACCAUAUAAAUUUUAAUUCCUCUUAUUGGUCCUUCUAAAGCAAUUUAGCUAUAUAAAUGUAGUAACUGGCUACACAGUGAUUGAUUGAGAUACAUUUAUAUUAUAUUUUAAUACAAGUUUGUUUAAAUAAUGGUGUUUUUCCAGUUUAUUUUAGGAUUUGAAGAGCAGGAAAUACUGUAUACAUGGCAAAGAACAUAACGCUUCUUCAGACAGUUAUAAUGUUGUUACUGCACGAUUACAUAUCAGCUGAAGAUGGUGAUGUAAGAUCAAGUUGCCGAACUGCACCAGCAGAUUUAGUUUUCAUCUUGGAUGGUUCUUACAGUGUUGGCCCGGAAAACUUUGAAAUAGUCAAAAGAUGGCUUGUCAAUAUUACAAGUAACUUUAACAUAGGACCAAAGUUUAUUCAAGUUGGAGUAGUUCAGUACAGUGAUUAUCCUGUACUUGAAAUUCCACUUGCAUCUUAUGACUCCAAUGAAAACCUAGUCAGAGGAAUGGAAUACAUAGAGUACCUGGGUGGAAAUACGCAAACGGGGAAGGCAAUUCAGUUUGCAAUUGACCACCUCUUUGCUAAAUCCCCAAGAUUCCUUACAAAAAUUGCAAUAGUUCUUACUGAUGGUAAGUCACAAGAUGAAGUCAAAUAUAUAGCAGCUGAAGCAAGAAAAAACAAGAUCACUCUGUUUGCCAUUGGGGUUGGUUCAGAAACUGAAGAGGAUGAACUGCGAGCAAUUGCUAACAAGCCCUCAUCAAGAUAUGUCUUCUAUGUUGAAGAUUAUAUUGCAAUAUCCAGAAUAAGAGAAGUAAUAAAGCAGAAACUCUGUGAAGAAUCUGUUUGCCCAACAAGAAUUCCUGUGGCAUCCCGGGAUGAAAAGGGAUUUGAUAUCCUUCUAGGUUUAGGUGUAAAGAAAAAGGUGAAAAAGAGAAUUCAGAUCCCAUCUACAAAUGCAAAAGCUUAUGAAGUAACCUCACGCAUUGAUUUGUCAGAAUUGACAAGGGAUGUUUUUCCAGAAGGACUUCCUCCAUCAUAUGUGUUUGUAUCCACUCAGAGAUUUAAAGUCAGAAAAACAUGGGAUUUAUGGAGGAUUUUAAGCCUGGAUGGAAGAACACAAAUAGCUGUUACUAUAAAUGGAGAAGACAGAACUCUGUCAUUUACUACAACAAGCCUUAUAAAUGAUACUCAAGUUGUUACUUUUACUGCGCCCCGUGUAAAGACAUUGUUUGAUGAAAGAUGGCAUCAAAUCCGUCUCUUAGUAACAGAAGCAGAUGUGACAUUGUAUAUAGAUGAUCAAGAAACAGAAACGAAACCACUGCAUCCUGUUUUAGGGAUCUAUAUUAGCGGAGUAACUCAAAUAGGAAAAUAUUCUGGGAAAGAGGAGACUGUACAGUUUGAUGUCCAAAAGCUACGGAUCUACUGCGACCCAGAACAAAACAACAGGGAAACAGCCUGUGAGAUACCUGGGAAUAAUGGAGAGUGCUUGAAUGGACCUAGUGAUGUUGGCUCUACACCACCUCCUUGUAUAUGCCCCCCAGGAAAACAAGGACCACCAGGUCCCAAAGGUGAUCCUGGACAACCUGGGAACCAUGGCUAUCCUGGAGAACCUGGUCCAGAUGGUAAGCCUGGCCACCAAGGGAGAGCUGGAACUCCAGGUAUUCCAGGACCCCCAGGGAUUCAAGGGCCACGUGGCUCUCCAGGCUUGAAGGGUGAACCUGGGUCUGAUGGGACAAAGGGUGAACGCGGUCUUCCAGGUUUCCCUGGAUUACAUGGGAUGCCGGCAUCUAAGGGUGAGAAAGGACUCAAAGGCGACCAAGGACUACCAGGAAUUUAUGGGAAAAAGGGUGCAAAAGGGGAAAAGGGUGCACUGGGAUUUCCAGGAAUGCCUGGCCGUCUUGGGGAUCCUGGGAGGAAUGGAAAGGAUGGCAUACCUGGAAGCCCAGGUUUUAAGGGAGAAGCUGGACAACCAGGUUCUGCAGGACCAGAAGGAAGACGAGGUGACCCUGGAAUUCCUGGGAUCCCUGGAGUUCAAGGAAUAAAAGGAGACAAGGGUGAAGCUGGACCACCAGGAAAAGAAGGAACAAAAGGAUCAUCAGGGAUACCUGGCCUGCCUGGACCUGAGGGAACAUCAGGUUUACCUGGAGGACCUGGGUCUAAGGGCAGCAAGGGUGAACAAGGACUGCAAGGAAAAUCAGGAUUGCCAGGUGUCAAGGGAGAACAAGGGAGACCAGGUGCAUCGGGUGAACCAGGCUAUCCCGGGAUACCUGGCACACAGGGGUUGAAGGGAGAGAAAGGAAAUCAGGGUGCAAAAGGCAUCCAGGGUCAGAAGGGAGAAAGUGGGAGAACAGGUGCUCCAGGCCAAAAGGGAGCUAUGGGAUUAAAUGGAGCUGAAGGGCAGAAAGGUGAAAAAGGAGAUCCUGGCGUGAGUGGCCUCCAUGGACAAAAGGGAGAACCUGGAGUUAAUGGCUUCAUUGGUCCACCAGGACCAAGGGGAGAGCAAGGAGAGAGGGGAUCUCCAGGAACUCCUGGGUCAGAUGGGAAACCUGGAAGAAGUUUUUCAGAAGAAUUCAUUCGGCAAGUUUGUGCAGAUGUGCUAAGAACCCAGUUGCCUACUAUACUUCGGAAUGGAAGACUACAACACUGUGAUCACUGUCAAUCUCAUGCUGCUGCCCCAGGACCUCCCGGUCCAGCAGGCCCAGUUGGCCCUCAAGGUCCUCGAGGUUUUCCUGGCUUGCAAGGGAAUGAUGGGGCCCCGGGUUUGAUAGGACCCCCCGGACGUCACGGAUCACGAGGGCCAAAAGGAACACCAGGAAAAAAUGGAGCUAAAGGAAGCCAAGGAAUUGGAGUCCCUGGAAUGCAGGGUCCUCCAGGACCUCCAGGUCCUGAAGGCCCACCUGGCGUAAGUAAAGAAGGACCUCCAGGAGCACGUGGGGAACCAGGGAAAGAUGGUGACCGUGGAAAUCCUGGAAUUCCUGGACAAACUGGACCACCUGGAAUUUGUGACCCUUCUUUAUGCUUCAGUGUAAUUGUAGGAAGAGAUCCAUUUAGAAAGGGACCAAAUUAUUAAUCUGGGUCUGUGACAGUGGCAGACUAGCCUGGUGCUUGCCUUUUAUGAUUUUUCAAGUCUCAGGAAGAAGACUGGCAAUAAUCCCAUUUUCUAGGAAUUAAAGUACCUCUGAUGUGUAAAGUAAUAUGGUAAAAUAUUCCAUAUUCAGUUUAAGUCUCUAAACAUGUGGGGCCUACAGACUGAUUAAACCUCUGAGCCCUGAUCUAGUUAAACUUAGUUAUCACUGCCCUUUUGAAAUGACAAAAAAUUAAGUCCCAUUGCUCUGAAUCAUGGCAAACUUCAGCUGGAUUGGGGCUCUGAUCUCCAGGAAAGAGUGCAUUGAAGCCUAUAAUUUUGCCCUGUGACACUUCCCUUUGAAGUCCACUGGCAUUUAAAAAAAAAUGUCAAAAGCAGAAUUGGGCCUUUGGUACUUGGUGAUCAGGUCUAAAUCACUGUGAAAUACUUUUAAUUAAUCCCAUAUAUGCCAUAUGGAUGUAGCCCUCCAGAUGAUUUGAUUACAACUCCCAUCAGCCCUAGCCAAAAUAGCCAAUUAUGAGGAAUGAUGGGAGUUAUAAGCCAAAACAUCUGAGGGGCCACAGGUUGUCUUCCCUGGAUAUACAGUGUCUUAAUUUUAAUAGUACAUGGCUACUUGUUAUUUUCUAUGUUUGUGAAGUUCUUUCAAUUGUAUCUGGUUCAUAUUUCACUGGUUGCAGGUUUCUUUUGAGAAAUGCAUACACUAAAGAUUUUGUGUUCAUCAUUAAUUUAACAUCAGACAUUUUCAUGCAGUUACAUUGCCCUUAAUGAAUUCAUGCAAAAAUUCAAUUAGACAUUUCCAAUCUCUAGGGACACCUUAAACCAGGGGUCUCAAACUCAAUUUACCCGGGGGCCUCUGGAAGUAGAGUCUGGGUGAGGCUGGGCCGCAUCAAGUAUUCCACCACCGCGGUGGGGGUGGGCCGCUCAUCCCGCGUCGC